This is a messenger RNA of Triticum urartu, 1349 nucleotides long. The record is from RefSeq and is a predicted model, not a curated record. Lineage: Eukaryota; Viridiplantae; Streptophyta; Magnoliopsida; Poales; Poaceae.
AUGUAUGUAUGUAUGUAUGUAUGUAUGUAUGUAUGUAUGUGCAGGUCUACAAAUUGCCCACUGAUAGGAUUUAUGCAGCAUACUUUGGUGGCGAUGUGAAGGCUGGUCUCGCCCCCGAUACCGAGUCGAAAGACAUAUGGUUCAAGUAUCUACCGAAUGAAAGAGUUCUGCCUUUCGGUUGCAAGGAUAACUUUUGGGAGAUGGGCGACACAGGUCCUUGUGGCCCAUGCACAGAGAUUCAUUUUGAUCGUAUUGGCAACCGUGACGCAGCCUCAUUAGUCAAUAAUGAUGACCCUACAUGUAUUGAGAUAUGGAAUCUUGUGUUUAUUCAGUUCAACAGGGAAUCAGACGGUACUUUGAGAUCCUUGCCAGCAAAACACGUUGACACUGGAAUGGGCUUUGAGCGUUUAACUUCUAUCCUUCAGAAUAAAAUGAGCAAUUACGACACAGAUGUAUUCAUGCCAUUAUUUGAUGCCAUCCACAAGCUGGCAGGCGCUGGAAUUCAACCAUACUCUGGUAAAGUAGGAUCCGAUGAUGUUGGGAAAGUUGAUAUGGCAUAUAGGGUUGUUGCAGAUCACAUAAGAACCCUUUCUUUUGCUAUUGCUGAUGGUUCUCAACCUGCUGAGCUCAUAUUUUUUGCUGUAGGAAAUGAGGGAAGAGAGUAUGUUCUAAGGCGUAUACUUAGACAUGCUGUUCACUUUGGUCAUCAAAAAUUGAUGGCAAAGCAAGGAUUUUUUAGCUCCCUUGUAGAUGUUUUUGUCCGAGUGAUGGGUGAUGUGUUUCCUGAGCUGAAGGACAAUGAAAAGAAGAUUAAAGAUAUAAUUAAAGAACAAGAAGAGGCAAGCUUUGAGAACACUCUAGCGAAGGGAUAUGAGAGAUUUAAGAAAGCUGCAGAUGCUGUCAAGGAGAAUGGUGGGGCAGUACUUAGUGGCCAGGAUGCAUUUGUUCUGUGGGACACCUAUGGCUAUCCAAUUGAUUUGACUGAGGUCAUGGCAGUUGACUUUGGGCUAUCUGUUGACAUGGAGGGUUUUAAUGUUCCUAUGGAAGAAGCAAGGCAAAAGGCUAGGAAUGCUCGCUACAAGGCUGGCGGCAAAUCUAUUGUCCUGGAUGCUAAUGCUACAUCGCAGCUGCGCAAUCAAGGGCUUGCCAGCACAAAUGAUAGCCCGAAAUUCCAACACGAGGUUAGAUUAUUUAUUUAUGGUUUGGCUAUUAAGCACAGUUCCUUCCAAUAUUCAGUGCCUGUUUGGGAUUUUGUAGAAUUUCAUUCUACUUUGGCCCCAAAAUUUACAAAGCGACCCCCCUCUUCGAAUCACCUUCAAGUUCUGAACUUACCUGGCUACUAGCUUUGA